GUCUUAUUCACAAUAGGUGCUUUGGACCAUUUGACCACAGUGAAAACUUUCCUUCUCAGUGAAAACUGUAUUCUAAAAUGGCAGGUCAGGAACCCACAGUGCAAUCAGACACUAAAGCCCAGUAGCAGAGAAGGUGACAAUGGGUGUCUUACCAAGAAACUAUACUAACGCAUUCCGGGGGGCAGUCAUCCUUCUGUGUGACAUCUGACAUAAGGAACUAGAGUUCUGUAAGGGCAGGAUGCCAAGGAGCUGUUGGCACAAACAAAGCCUUUGACAUCUUCAUCACCAUGAGAUGCUGACACACAGGGUUAGGGCAGAAAAACAACAGAAAACCUUCAAGUGUUGAAAAAGGCAGAAUGAAGGAACACUCGGUUUGUCAUUGCUUAGAACCUCAGGGAGAUUUAUCUGAGGCAAUAUGGGUUUUAACAUUCACAUGGGAUCAUUUGAAACAGCUCUUUUUAUCUAGUUACUACUUAGCUUGAACAUAAGGUUUAAAUAGGCAGGGAGAGGGAAAGAUAAAACGCACAUUUGCCAGCAUUCCUGGCUACUAAAAGGAGCACCAAGAUAGAGAGGCCUAGGCCUGGGCUUUCUCUCCUUAAAAUAGUUCUGCAGCUCGGCAGCACUGUGACUCCAUGGAAGCACACAUUCCAGCUCAGGUUCUCCAUGUGGUGGGCCCAGGCCCCACCUCCACCAGGCCUAUCGCCCUUCCACACCACACGAGAGGCUGUGCCAGACAGCCUGUGGCGAUAUACAAAGACCAGAACUCAUCAUGCCUUCUGGAGGUGACGAGCUGACAGGCUGACACAAGCCAUUUGCUUUGCAUUCCCAUCCAAGGGCUCCAUUGGGGAAGGGUUUGUCUCUGCAUAGGUCUGAGCACGGCAGCAAAGUCAGAGCGAUGCAGCAGAGAACCAAGAAAAGAGGAGUGCUUUCAGAAUUCUAAAUCUGAGAGCAAAGGCUCGAAUUCACUGCCGAGCGAUAAGGCCGUAUGAGAUUUUAUGGCCUUCAAACGUGGCCACAGACAUUGUUUCUGAGUUUUUAAAAAGUACAAGGAAAAGUACAAGUGGGAUAGCUGUUCAGUUGUGACAUCAGCUGUUGGUCCCCAACUGGAGUCACAAUGAUUCGGGCCUUCGCUCAGCCAUCCACACCCCCAUACCAGCCGCUCUCCAGUUGCCUGUCUGAGGACACAGAGAGGAAGUUCAAGGGCAAGGUGGUACACGAAGCUCAACUCAACUGUUUCUACAUUUCUCCUGGAGGUUCCAACUAUGGGAGCCCACGCCCAGCUCAUGCCAACAUGAAUGCCAAUGCAGCUGCAGGACUUGCCCCCGAGCACAUCCCUACUCCAGGGGCAGCACUGUCCUGGCAGGCAGCCAUCGAUGCCGCCCGGCAGGCCAAGUUAAUGGGCAGUGCUGGCAACGCAACCAUCUCUACCGUCAGUUCCACACAGCGGAAGCGGCAGCAGUAUGGGAAACCCAAGAAGCAGGGGGGCACAACUGCCACACGGCCGCCCCGGGCUCUGCUCUGCCUGACUCUGAAGAACCCCAUCAGGAGGGCAUGCAUCAGCAUUGUUGAAUGGAAACCAUUUGAAAUAAUUAUUUUAUUGACGAUUUUUGCCAAUUGUGUGGCCUUAGCAAUCUAUAUUCCCUUUCCGGAAGAUGACUCCAACGCCACCAACUCCAACCUGGAACGGGUGGAGUAUCUCUUCCUCAUCAUUUUUACCGUGGAAGCAUUUUUAAAAGUGAUUGCCUACGGACUACUCUUCCACCCCAACGCUUACCUCCGCAACGGUUGGAAUUUACUAGAUUUUAUAAUCGUGGUUGUAGGGCUUUUUAGUGCAAUUUUAGAACAAGCAACCAAAGCUGAUGGGGCCAACGCUCUGGGAGGGAAAGGAGCAGGAUUCGAUGUGAAGGCACUGAGAGCUUUCCGCGUGCUUCGUCCCCUGCGGCUGGUGUCUGGAGUCCCAAGUCUCCAGGUGGUCCUGAACUCCAUCAUCAAGGCCAUGGUGCCCCUGCUGCACAUUGCCCUCCUCGUGCUCUUCGUCAUCAUCAUCUACGCCAUUAUCGGCCUGGAGCUCUUCAUGGGGAAGAUGCACAAGACCUGCUACAACCAGGAGGGCAUAAUAGAUGUUCCGGCGGAAGAGGAUCCCUCCCCUUGUGCUUUGGAGACAGGCCAUGGGCGACAGUGUCAGAACGGGACCGUGUGCAAGCCCGGGUGGGAUGGGCCCAAGCACGGCAUCACCAACUUCGACAACUUCGCCUUCGCCAUGCUGACGGUGUUCCAGUGUAUCACCAUGGAGGGCUGGACGGACGUGCUGUACUGGAUGCAAGACGCUAUGGGCUAUGAGUUGCCCUGGGUGUAUUUUGUCAGUCUGGUCAUCUUUGGAUCCUUUUUCGUUCUAAAUCUGGUUCUCGGUGUUUUGAGCGGAGAGUUUUCCAAAGAGAGGGAGAAAGCCAAAGCUCGAGGAGACUUUCAGAAGCUUCGUGAGAAGCAGCAGCUAGAAGAAGAUCUCAAAGGCUACCUGGACUGGAUCACCCAGGCGGAAGACAUAGACCCUGAGAAUGAGGACGAGGGCAUGGAUGAAGACAAACCCCGAAAUAUGAGCAUGCCCACAAGUGAGACUGAGUCUGUCAACACCGAAAACGUGGCUGGAGGUGACAUCGAGGGUGAAAACUGUGGAGCCCGGCUUGCCCACCGGAUCUCCAAAUCCAAGUUCAGCCGCUACUGGCGCCGGUGGAAUAGAUUCUGCAGAAGAAAGUGCCGUGCCGCAGUGAAGUCCAACGUCUUCUACUGGCUGGUGAUCUUCCUGGUGUUCCUCAACACCCUCACCAUUGCCUCCGAACACUACAACCAGCCUCAUUGGCUCACAGAAGUGCAAGACACGGCCAACAAGGCCCUCCUGGCCCUUUUCACGGCGGAAAUGCUCCUGAAGAUGUACAGCCUGGGUCUGCAGGCCUACUUUGUAUCCCUCUUCAACCGCUUUGACUGUUUCAUUGUGUGCGGGGGCAUCCUGGAGACCAUCCUGGUGGAGACGAAGAUCAUGUCGCCCCUGGGCAUCUCCGUGCUGAGAUGUGUGCGGCUGCUCAGGAUUUUCAAGAUCACCAGGUACUGGAACUCCCUGAGCAACCUCGUGGCGUCCUUGCUGAACUCAGUGCGUUCCAUCGCCUCCCUGCUGCUUCUCCUCUUCCUCUUCAUCAUCAUCUUCUCCCUCCUGGGGAUGCAGCUGUUUGGUGGGAAGUUCAACUUCGAUGAGAUGCAGACCCGUAGGAGCACAUUUGAUAACUUCCCGCAGUCUCUCCUCACUGUGUUUCAGAUCCUGACCGGGGAGGACUGGAAUUCGGUGAUGUAUGAUGGGAUCAUGGCUUAUGGCGGCCCCUCUUUUCCAGGGAUGUUAGUCUGUAUUUACUUCAUCAUCCUCUUCAUCUGUGGAAAUUAUAUCCUACUGAAUGUGUUCUUGGCCAUUGCGGUGGACAACCUGGCUGAUGCGGAGAGCCUGACCUCUGCCCAAAAAGAGGAAGAAGAAGAGAAGGAGAGAAAGAAGCUGGCCAGGACCGCCAGCCCAGAAAAGAAACAGGAGGUGAUGGAGAAACCAGCAGUGGAGGAGAGCAAAGAGGAGAAAAUUGAGCUGAAGUCCAUUACAGCAGAUGGAGAAUCCCCGCCCACUACCAAGAUCAACAUGGAUGACCUCCAGCCCAGUGAAAAUGAGGACAAGAGUCCCCACUCCAACCCAGACACUGCAGGUGAAGAGGAUGAGGAGGAGCCCGAGAUGCCUGUGGGCCCACGCCCCCGGCCCCUGUCUGAGCUGCACCUUAAGGAAAAGGCAGUCCCCAUGCCGGAAGCCAGUGCAUUUUUCAUCUUCAGCCCAAACAACAGGUUCCGCCUGCAGUGCCACCGCAUUGUCAAUGACACGAUCUUCACCAACCUCAUCCUCUUCUUCAUUCUGCUCAGUAGCAUCUCCCUGGCGGCUGAGGACCCCGUCCAGCACACCUCCUUCAGGAACCACAUCCUAGGCAAUGCAGACUAUGUCUUCACUAGUAUCUUUACAUUAGAAAUUAUCCUUAAGAUGACUGCUUACGGGGCUUUCCUGCACAAGGGCUCUUUCUGCCGAAAUUACUUCAAUAUCCUGGACCUGCUGGUGGUUAGCGUGUCCCUCAUCUCCUUUGGCAUCCAGUCCAGCGCGAUCAACGUUGUGAAGAUUUUAAGAGUGCUUCGUGUCCUCAGGCCCCUGAGGGCCAUCAACAGGGCCAAGGGGCUAAAGCACGUCGUUCAGUGUGUGUUUGUGGCCAUCCGGACCAUUGGAAACAUUGUAAUUGUCACCACUCUGCUGCAGUUCAUGUUCGCCUGCAUUGGGGUCCAGCUCUUCAAGGGAAAGCUCUAUACCUGUUCAGAUAGUUCCAAGCAGACGGAGGCAGAAUGCAAGGGUAACUAUAUAACAUACAAAGACGGAGAAGUUGACCACCCCAUUAUCCAGCCUCGAAGUUGGGAGAACAGCAAGUUCGAUUUUGACAAUGUUCUGGCAGCCAUGAUGGCCCUCUUUACCGUCUCCACCUUCGAGGGGUGGCCAGAGCUGCUGUACCGCUCCAUUGACUCCCACACAGAAGACAAGGGUCCCAUCUACAACUACCGUGUGGAGAUCUCCAUCUUCUUCAUUAUCUACAUCAUCAUCAUUGCCUUCUUCAUGAUGAACAUCUUCGUGGGUUUCGUCAUUGUCACCUUCCAGGAGCAGGGGGAGACUGAGUAUAAGAACUGUGAGCUGGACAAGAACCAGAGACAAUGUGUGGAAUAUGCCCUCAAGGCCCGACCCUUGCGAAGGUACAUCCCCAAGAACCAGCACCAGUACAAAGUGUGGUACGUGGUCAACUCCACCUACUUCGAGUAUCUGAUGUUCGUCCUCAUCCUGCUCAACACCAUCUGCCUGGCCAUGCAGCACUACGGCCAGAGCUGCCUCUUCAAAAUCGCCAUGAAUAUACUCAACAUGCUCUUCACUGGCCUCUUCACGGUGGAGAUGAUCCUGAAGCUCAUUGCCUUCAAACCCAAGGGUUACUUUAGUGAUCCCUGGAAUGUUUUUGACUUCCUCAUCGUCAUUGGGAGCAUAAUUGAUGUCAUUCUCAGUGAAACUAAUCCAGCUGAACAUACCCAAUGCUCUCCCUCUAUGAGUGCAGAGGAGAACUCCCGCAUCUCCAUCACCUUCUUCCGCCUCUUCCGGGUCAUGCGCCUGGUGAAGCUGCUGAGCCGAGGGGAAGGCAUCCGGACCCUGCUGUGGACCUUCAUCAAGUCCUUCCAGGCCCUGCCCUAUGUGGCCCUUUUGAUCGUGAUGCUGUUCUUUAUCUAUGCAGUGAUUGGGAUGCAGGUAUUUGGGAAGAUUGCCCUGAAUGACACCACAGAGAUCAAUCGGAACAACAACUUCCAGACGUUCCCUCAGGCUGUGCUACUGCUCUUCAGGUGCGCCACUGGGGAGGCCUGGCAGGAUAUCAUGCUCGCCUGUAUGCCGGGCAAGAAGUGUGCCCCAGAGUCGGAGCCCAGCAACAGCACGGAAGGGGAGACGCCCUGUGGCAGCAGCUUCGCCGUCUUCUACUUCAUCAGCUUCUACAUGCUCUGUGCCUUCCUGAUCAUCAACCUCUUUGUAGCUGUUAUCAUGGACAACUUUGACUACCUGACUAGGGAUUGGUCUAUCCUUGGUCCCCAUCACCUGGAUGAAUUCAAGAGAAUCUGGGCCGAGUAUGACCCUGAAGCCAAGGGUCGGAUCAAACACUUGGAUGUGGUGACCCUCCUCCGUCGAAUUCAGCCCCCACUGGGUUUUGGGAAGUUGUGUCCUCACCGUGUGGCCUGCAAACGCCUGGUGUCCAUGAACAUGCCUCUGAACAGUGAUGGGACGGUCAUGUUCAAUGCUACACUGUUUGCCCUUGUCAGGACAGCCCUGAGGAUCAAAACAGAAGGGAACCUAGAGCAAGCCAAUGAGGAGCUGAGAGCCAUCAUCAAGAAAAUCUGGAAGAGGACCAGCAUGAAGCUGUUGGACCAGGUGGUGCCCCCUGCAGGUGAUGACGAGGUCACAGUGGGCAAGUUCUAUGCCACCUUCCUGAUCCAAGAGUACUUCAGGAAAUUCAAGAAGCGAAAAGAGCAGGGGCUGGUCGGCAAGCCCUCGCAGAGGAACGCACUGUCCCUGCAGGCUGGCUUACGCACCUUGCAUGACAUUGGGCCUGAGAUCCGGAGGGCCAUCUCUGGGGAUCUGACGGCUGAGGAGGAGCUGGACAAGGCUAUGAAGGAGGCGGUGUCUGCCGCCUCCGAAGACGACAUCUUCAGGAGGGCUGGAGGCCUGUUUGGCAACCACGUCACCUACUACCAGAGUGACAGCAGGAGCAACUUCCCUCAGACGUUUGCCACCCAGCGCCCACUGCACAUCAACAAGACAGGGAACAACCAAGCGGACACCGAAUCACCGUCCCAUGAGAAGCUGGUGGACUCCACUUUCACCCCCAGCAGCUACUCAUCCACGGGCUCCAAUGCCAACAUCAACAAUGCCAACAACACUGCCCUGGGCCGCUUCCCCCACCCCGCUGGCUACUCCAGCACGGUCAGCACUGUGGAGGGCCAUGGGCCUCCCUUGUCCCCUGCUGUCCGGGUACAGGAGGCAGCAUGGAAACUCAGCUCUAAGAGGUGCCACUCCCGAGAGAGCCAGGGGGCCACGGUGAGUCAGGAUAUGUUUCCAGAUGAGACCCGCAGCAGCGUGAGGCUGAGCGAAGAAGUUGAGUACUGCAGUGAGCCCAGCCUGCUCUCCACAGAUAUACUCUCCUACCAGGACGAUGAAAACCGGCAACUGACCUGUCUAGAGGAGGACAAGAGGGAGAUCCAGCCAUCUCCAAAGAGGAGUUUCCUUCGCUCUGCCUCUCUAGGUCGAAGGGCCUCCUUCCAUCUGGAAUGUCUAAAGCGACAAAAGGAUCAAGGGGGAGACAUCUCUCAGAAGACAGCCUUGCCCUUGCAUCUGGUUCAUCACCAGGCAUUGGCAGUGGCAGGCUUGAGCCCCCUCCUGCAGAGAAGCCAUUCUCCUUCCACGUUCCCCAGGCCACGCCCCACGCCCCCUGUCACUCCAGGCAGCCGAGGCAGGCCCCUACAGCCCAUCCCUACCCUGCGGCUGGAGGGGGCGGAGUCCAGCGAGAAACUCAACAGCAGCUUCCCGUCCAUCCACUGCAGCUCCUGGUCAGAGGAGACCACAGCCUGUAGUGGGGGCAGCAGCAUGGCCCGGAGAGCCCGGCCCGUCUCCCUCACCGUGCCCACCCAGGCUGGAGCUCCAGGCAGACAGUUCCACGGCAGCGCCAGCAGCCUGGUGGAAGCGGUCUUGAUUUCAGAAGGACUGGGACAGUUUGCUCAAGAUCCCAAGUUCAUCGAGGUCACCACACAGGAGCUGGCUGACGCCUGCGAUAUGACAAUAGAGGAGAUGGAGAACGCCGCAGACAACAUCCUCAGCGGGGGCGCCCAGCAGAGCCCCAACGGCACCCUCUUACCUUUUGUGAACUGCAGGGACCCAGGGCAGGACAGGGCUGUGGUCCCAGAGGACGAGAGCUGCGUAUAUGCCCUGGGGCGAGGCCGGAGCGAGGAAGCGCUCCCGGACAGCAGGUCCUAUGUCAGCAACCUGUAGUCCGCAGGGCUGGCGAGACGCGGGUGUUUUUUAUUCGUUUCAAUGUUCCUAAUGGGUUCGUUUCAGAAGUGCCUCACUGUUCUCGUGACCUGGAGGUAACCGGAACAGCGUCUUCAUUCACUGCUGUCGGGAUAAGCCUCAGAGCUGGGCGGUGUACGAAGUCGGCUUUUCAGGGGAGAAGGCCAAGGCCGUGGUGCGGGGGCUCCAGCACCUUCCCACGGCAGCACCGCCCAAAGGACCCCACCCCACCCCCUAAGCAAAAGGGUGUUUUCCCCUUGCUUGUAUAAACAGUCAUUUGCACAUGUUCUGUCUGAGCCUGGCCGUCUCUAUGGAGCAGGGCCCCAGGGAUCUAUGGCAGGAAUGGGCCAGUGCCCCCAGUAGGAGCCGGAAGGUGGCUGCAAGGUUCCCAGCAGUGCAGAUCUGGUCCCUAUGGUCCCUUCAGGGACCCUUCCCCUGCUGGAACUGAGGUGCAGGUGGCAGGAGCCAGUGCAGACCACACCACCUGCCCUCAGCUAGCCAGACCAGGGGGCGCAGGCUGCUUGCCUGGUGCUCUGGGUUUCAUAGUUUGAUGGUUCUUGUCAGCAUGUUGCGGUUUUCUAGGUUAUGAUUUCUUUAUUACUAUUUGUUGUGUUUUCCCACGGGGAGGGGAGGAAGAAGAGCGUUUACGACUGCGCAGCCUCACUUCACCGGUUCCACAUUUGCAUAUUUAAGUUGGAUUUGGUUUUAUUGUAUUCUUUAAAUGGUGCGGUCCACCCCCACCCUCACCCCUAUUGGAGCAAGGGUUCAUUAUCACCACGGGGAGGUUUUACCUGCUCUGUGUAUGCCCAGUAACGUGUUACAAUUUUCCUUAAGUCAAAGCAACUUUUUUUCCCCCUUUCCGGUUUGGUUGAGCAUCACGACCUGCAGGUUAACAGUCAGUUUAGAUAAGGCGGUGUGUGUCUGGGCGACUGAGCUGGGCUCCUUUCUAUGCUGGGCAUAUGGAUUGGUUCAGGAGAGAAGAAAUAUGGGCAUCUUUGCGUCACACGUGUGUCCAUAGUGGGUCGUCUUGUGUGUCUGUACAUCCACACGGUACGUGAGCACCCCACCCCACCCCACCCCCGCACAAAGUCUGUAGAUCCCCGUUCGGGUUUGACUGCAGGGAGUUCUAAAUCUGGGGCUAUUCGAAAGCAAGAACAAACCACUGUCUCUGCUUCUGCUUCUGAAACGAGAAUCUGGUAACUGCAUUUUCUGUCCCACGAGAUAUGCAAAAGCAAUGCAAUAAUAUCCAUUUUAAAAUACGAUUGUGAGUUGUGUCAGCAUUAAAAUUCUAUUUUAAAAAAACAUGAAAUUUAAGGGGAAAAAACUCAAGAAGACAUUUUGCUUCGAUAUAUUCUGUGUAAUGUUUUAUUGCAUUGAUAAUGUUUCUGUUGAAGAAACUGUUAUACUUGAAUUCAGGUCAGUUUCAGUAUUUUUCAAAUAUUUUUUUAAAACUGAAUUGCAAUUGUGCCAAGCAAAUAUAAUGACUUAAGUUUGUUUUAAAAUUCACUUCUUGUAUAUUUUGCUGCAUGUAAAGUAAAUCAUUUUGUAUUUGGAGUGUGACAAGCUUUA
Rattus rattus (black rat) is the source of this 9214-nucleotide messenger RNA. It is a transcript of the gene Cacna1c, whose product is annotated as calcium voltage-gated channel subunit alpha1 C. Gene Ontology annotation, molecular function: high voltage-gated calcium channel activity. Gene Ontology annotation, biological process: calcium ion import across plasma membrane. The transcript has 47 exons. The record is from RefSeq and is a predicted model, not a curated record. Gene Ontology annotation, cellular component: membrane; voltage-gated calcium channel complex. The coding region runs from base 1115 to 7627 and encodes 2170 amino acids. NCBI's taxonomy places the organism in Eukaryota, Metazoa, Chordata, Mammalia, Rodentia, Muridae.